CCAACAUGUUGUACGUGACUUCUUUAUACUUUAUUCUUUGAAUCCGACUUUCUCGGUCCUACUCCCGAUCGCCGACGACCAAAGUCUAUGCAAUUACACACCAAUCGCUUCUAUACUGACCAUUUACUUAGCGUCCUACCCCCUCCGCCGCCGCGGUACUCUAUACCUAUCGCUUAUGCGGCCGGCGCUGCUAAUGGGAUGGCGGUACCUAUAAUCGAGACGAACAACGUGAUUAGCCAUCCGGAAGGCGGCUGCGCUCUUCAGGUGGGAGAGGGAACGUAUGAGCUUGUUGACGAUUUACAUCUUGCGACGCCUCCACCACACCCUUCCGAAGCCCCAGUGACGAAUCCCAAUCCUCUCGCGACAGUCCCAACUCCCCCUACCUCAGGCGUAAAGCUGUCGCUUGUUAUCACAGCAAACAGCAAGCGUCCUCCAGAUUUAUACAGACCAGGGUCGCUGACAUCCGACCUCCGAAGCAUCAAAGAAAGUGAGAAAGAAGGGAGACGCUCGGACAGUGGCAGUGAACCGUGGAGCAAUAUCUCAGCACCAGCAUUUGGCGAGGGUAAUCCGGCGCUGAUGAUUUCACCAGUCAAAGACGGAUUGAAGCGAAGGAAACCAAAAAAUAACAUUGUCAAAAGCAGCUCUUCUUUUGUGUCUCGAGUCAUUACUCAUGAGUCGUCUACAAAACGCUUAGCGGACAGGAAACCCGACGGACUCUUGGCUUUUGCAAAUAUCAACAGGGCAUUUCAAUGGCUCGAUCUCAGUUCUCCAAAUAAAGAAGAGCCCCUUGCAAAGAUUCUCUUCACCAAAGCGCAUAUGCUGUGCCACGACAUCAAUGAAUUGAGCAAGUCUCCAUCGCAUCUUGAUGUGAUAAUGGGGUCAUCCGCUGGUGAUAUUAUAUGGUAUGAACCCAUGUCAGCAAAAUAUGCACGUAUCAACAAGAACGGUGCCGUCAAUAACAGUCCCGUUGCACAUAUCAAAUGGAUCCCCGGCUCAGAGAAUCUGUUUUUGGCAGCUCACGCCAACGGACAGUUGGUAAUUUAUGACAAGGAGAAAGAAGACGCUCUUUUCACCCCGGAACUAGAAGAGCCCCGGUCCUCUUCAUCAAAAACACUGCACAUAUUGAAAUCAGUCAAUUCCAAAAAUCAAAAGACGAACCCAGUUGCGGUAUGGAAAGUAUCAAACCAAAAAACCAAUCAAUUUGCUUUUUCUCCUGAUAAUCGCCAUUUGGCUAUUGUGCUAGAGGAUGGGACGCUGCGUGUGCUGGAUUACUUAAAAGAAGAAGUCACAGAUAUCUUCCCAAGCUACUACGGUGGCAUGAUUUGCGUCUGCUGGUCUCCAGAUGGCAAGUACAUGGUCAGCGGAGGACAGGACGAUCUCGUAUCAGUGUGGUCCCUCGCCGAGCGAAAAAUCAUUGCUCGUUGUCAAGGCCACCACUCGUGGGUUUCGGCGGUUGCCUUUGAUCCUUGGAGAUGCGAUGAACGGAAUUAUCGAUUUGGAAGUGUUGGUGACGACUGCAGACUGCUUCUCUGGGAUUUUAACGUUGGCAUGUUACAUCGCCCGAAGGCGCUCCACGCCAACGCCCGUCAUCGCAACAGCGUCACAGCGGGUAUACACCAGCUAAGUCGACACCGAACAGACAGCACUCUAAGCAACCGAAAACGAUCCGACUCUGACCGAACCGAGAAACCGAAGGAUAGCGAUGAGGAGGAAGUCUUUGACCAUCCUGUAGAGCCUCGCAAACUGACCGCCCUCCUUCCUCCUGUCAUGUCAAAAGUCGUCGGCUCAGACCCUAUCUGCUGGUUAGGCUUCCAACAAGACUCGAUCUUCACAUCUUCUCUUGAAGGCCACAUCCGCACCUGGACGCGCCCGCGAGAAGGCGUCACCAACGAAAGCCGCGCCAAUGUCUCAAUUCUUUCUACCUCCGGAACCGGGUCAACGGGCGGGUCGAAUCUGUAAAUACUUGGGGGUUGGCCCUGUUGACGAACUUGUAACUGUUUUCCCUCUGAGAAGGUUGCUUGUGGGGAAGAAAAGAGAAUAGUCCUGUGUUCAUAGGGGCAUAAAAAGAUGUUCAAAAUAAUGAUUGCGUUGAAAAUAACAACAAAAUCAGUCCGUCGGUAUAUAAUCAUCGGACGAAUUCUACCCGACGAUGUUCUUGCAUAUGUACUCUAUUUUGAAUCUAUCCAAAGUCGCUGGUUCUAUAAUAUGUCCCUUAUCUAUCUAGGACUACAUUUAAAACACAGAAACGGGGAUAUCCCGAAACAUUAAUUACAGCGU
This is a messenger RNA of Talaromyces proteolyticus, 2277 nucleotides long. RefSeq names its product putative catabolite repressor protein. Gene Ontology annotation, cellular component: cell tip; cell division site; nucleus. Lineage: Eukaryota; Fungi; Ascomycota; Eurotiomycetes; Eurotiales; Trichocomaceae. The record is from RefSeq and is a predicted model, not a curated record. The transcript is spliced from 6 exons. Gene Ontology annotation, molecular function: protein binding. The coding region runs from base 88 to 1959 and encodes 623 amino acids. Gene Ontology annotation, biological process: carbon catabolite repression of transcription.